Ciona intestinalis (vase tunicate) is the source of this 2367-nucleotide messenger RNA. NCBI's taxonomy places the organism in Eukaryota, Metazoa, Chordata, Ascidiacea, Phlebobranchia, Cionidae. The record is from RefSeq and is a predicted model, not a curated record.
AAUUUUUAAAUAAUAUUAUUUAUAUUCAGACAGCCAAGAGUCACCGAAUUUAAAUGGAGGGUGUUACCACAACCAUUAGAUGGUGUUAUUUAGAUCGGGAGGUUUCUAUUUAGAAUGACUUUUUUAUCUACAAUGGAAGCUUCAGGAAAUGAUGAUCCACCUGUUGGAAAUUCAAGCUAUUUAUCGGAUUCCGAUGUGGAACGAGAUGAUGAUAUUCCAACACUUGAUGUCUCUGCAGAUGAAAUUCAGUUGUCACCAGAUUCAUGGCAGUCAGUUGAUCUGGGGUUGAAAGAAAUCAACCAUAUUCGGUCAUGUACGUCAACACCAACUUCUAUUAAAUAUAAUUCAACUUGCCAACCACUAAACGGCGUCAGUCAUGUGCCAAACUUAACGCUACAAACAAAUUUACCAAUACAAAAUGGAGAUGCAUUAAAACUUGACAUAAAUGAACAAGAUACUAUAGAUGAAAGAAAUGGUUCAAUAAAUCCAAAUUCCCCUGAAUUUCUUGAUAUAACUUUACAAACUACUGAGGUUGAUGAACCUGCACCUGUGGUAAAUAAACCUGGAUCUUCCUUACAUUCAAAGAAGGGAAGCAUUACCUCACUCUUGGGAUGGAUAUCUUCUCCCUUGACAUCUUCACCACAGAAACAAAUUCCACAAGUUGUUAAAACAAACAAAGAAACAUCUUCAACCCACACCGCACCAAAAUCCCCAAUUUCUUUCAGAAAAAAAAGAUUUUGGCGAAGCAAGGAGCCUCAACCAAUGUCAACCACAGCUCUUAUAUUAGAAGACCGGCCAAGCAAUUUACCAAAAAAGUCUGCUGAAGAAUCAGAGAAACAUCGAUUACAGUAUAAAAAGAUGGUGGAAAUUGCAAAGAAAAAUGAACUCAAAGAUGUUCAGAAGAGAAACAAGUUAAUGAAAGAACAAAGAAAACAAGAAGACACAAUUACUUCUGCAAGUUCACAGUGGAUUUCACAAAUCUUACCAAACUGGGAAGUUAUGCAUCAGAACAACAAGGUUCGUAUGUUAUGGUGGCAGGGACUCCCUCCUAAUGUAAGAGGAAAAGUAUGGCAGUUAUCCAUAGGAAAUGAAUUAAAUAUAACUGAAGAUUUAUAUUCCAUAAUGGUUGUAAGGUUUCAAGAAAAGAUUCGCUCGAUGCACGAAACACAAAGUUCUUGCAGUGAAGCAGACACAAUAUCAUUAUCGGCGGAUAGGGAGAGUACAGUGGAACUAAUUCGGUUGGAUAUUUCAAGAACUUUUCCACACCUUUGUAUUUUUCAGAAAGGCGGACCUUACCACGAUGUAUUACAUGAUAUACUUGGAGCAUAUGCUUGUUAUAGGCCAGAUGUUGGUUAUGUACAAGGCAUGUCAUUUGUUGCUGCCAUGUUGUUACUGAACAUGGAACCAGCAUAUGCAUUCAUAACAUUCUCCAACUUACUGAAUAAACCCUGUCAACUUGCAUUCUUUAGAUUGAACGAAGAGUUGAUGAAAAUAUAUUUUGCUUCGUUUGAAGUGUUUUUUGAGGAGAACUUGCCAAGACUAUUUGCACGAUUUAAACAUAACAAUUUAACACCUGACAUCUACCUAAUUGAUUGGAUAUUCACAAUGUUUAGUAAAGCUUUAUCGCUUGACAUGGCAUGUAGGGUGUGGGAUAUGUUUUGUCGGGAUGGAGAAGAAUUUUUGUUUAAAACAGCAAUUGCCAUACUUCAUUUACAUGAAAAAAGUUUGCUUGCAAUGGAAUUUAUUCAGGCUGCACAGUUUCUUACGAGGUUACCAACUGAUUCAUUCACCCAUCAUGAAUUGUUUUCCCAUAUCUGUGAUGUCACAAUGGUAUCCCGUAGUAACCGUCGUUGGAAAGAUGUUCUUUCUCUUCUUGGUCAAAGUGAUGUCACUAUAUAGUUAUUUAUUGUAAUGUAAUUUAUUUAUUACAGAGAGGUUGUGAGGUCAACUUUUAUAAUUUGCAAUCUAGCCUCACACUGUGACUUUCUAUUUAUGUAUUGAACAGUAUCUUGUUCAUUAUAGUUUUCAUUUUUGUCCAUAUUCCAACAUAAAAAUGUUCAUCAAUUUCAUAUAAACUGAAUUAUAUUUAUAGAAAGUUGUAACAGAUAACUAGCUUGAGUGAUUUCAUCGUGUUAUAUGUAUAUAUAUAUAUAUAUAUAUAUGCUCAUUUAUUUUUAAUAUUCUACUUAAUACCUAUGAUGCAAUAGAACAUGUAUUUGUUCGAGUCAACAAAAACAGUUACUUGAUGUACUUAGUUGCUAUUAAUUUUUUUCAUCUCAUUUUUAACAUAAACAUUCGUUUCAUCGUUGGUCAGCCAUUGAUGUAUUUCUACCGAUUCUGCAAAAAAAAUACAUUUCUUCAUCGUCA